CCGGAGCCACACGGGGCUGGCUCAGGAGGCAGAGAAGAUGGGCAUCCUUAGCGUAGACCUGCUGAUCACACUGCAAAUUCUGCCAGUUUUCUUCUCCAACUGCCUCUUCCUGGCGCUCUAUGACUCGGUCAUUCUGCUCAAGCACGUGGUGCUGCUCUUGAGUCGCUCCAAGUCCACCCGCGGAGAGUGGCGGCGCAUGCUGACCUCAGAGGGACUACGCUGUGUGUGGAACAGCUUCCUCCUUGACGCCUACAAGCAGGUAAAAUUGGGUGAGGAUGCCCCCAAUUCCAGUGUGGUGUGUGUCACCAGUCCUGAAGGAGGUGACAGUAGCGGGAACGGGGCUCGGGACAAGACUGCUGAUGGAGCGGAAUGCCACCUCCUUGACUUUGCCAGCUCCGAGCGCCCACUGGUGGUCAACUUUGGCUCAGCCACUUGACCUCCUUUCACCAGCCAGCUCCCAGCCUUCAGCAAACUGGUGGAAGAGUUCUCGUCCGUGGCGGACUUCCUGCUGGUCUACAUUGACGAGGCACAUCCUUCAGACGGCUGGGCAGUGCCUGGGGACUCCUCGUUAUCUUUUGAGGUGAAGAAGCAUCGGAACCAGGAAGAGCGAUGCGCAGCAGCCCACCAGCUCCUGGAGCGUUUCUCCUUGCCGCCCCAGUGCCGAGUUGUGGCUGACCGCAUGGACAAUAACGCCAACGUAGCCUACGGGGUAGCCUUUGAACGCGUGUGCAUCGUAGAGAGACAGAAAAUUGCUUAUCUGGGAGGAAAGGGCCCCUUCUGCUAUAAUCUCCAAGAAGUCCGGCGUUGGCUGGAGAAGAAUUUCAACAAGAGAUGAAUCUAGAUUAGCUGGCUAAAGGUAUGAUGAUAAUAGAGCUUAUUAUUUAAUAAGAAAUAUUGUAAAGGAAAUUAAAAGCUGAAUCCACUAUAUCCACUGAGAUCCAUGGCCUCACUUGAAAGACUGGAGUUUACCUGAAGGAAGAACAUAAACUGGUAACAUCUCAAUACUUCGUUCACCAUUCGGAUGACCUUGGGUUACGUGGUAGCUUUGUCACCUCUUAUUGAAAAUUCGUGACCGAGAAGAUCCCAAGCCCAAGAGGGGACAUUCCUGAUUCAGCCUGUGCUUACUGUACCCUGGGGAAGGAGUGAUAUGGCUGACUCAUGGUUUGGGAACUGGGGGGGAAAAAAAAAACAAAAAACCUCAUCUGAAUAAUUGCUACAUUAGGAAAACUGCCAUCUAUGUGAACAUAAAGCUCAGUACCUAGGCUUUAUUUAGCAUGGCUAGAACCCAGCUGGAAAAUUCCCAAAUGCUUCCCGAUAAUUGACCCACGAAGCCAGACCAUGUGGUUAGGAGCUUGGUAUUUCAUGCGUUAAGUAGUUUCUUGUCUUGUGGUUUGUGGCUGUGCCAGUCCCUUUGUCAGACUACCUGACGCAUGAGGGUACUGUGGAUGCCAAGAUGCUUCGGUCGGAAUGGUUAGAAUGAUCAUCCAAAUUCUCACCGUUCCUUUCCAGGCAGAGAGAAAAACGCUAGAAGAAAACCACGCCUACAAGCUAGAAGAGGCAGGAAGGUUAGUGAGCAUGACGGCUGCACCUUGAAGCUAGAGGGAGUGAUGCUAAUUUGUUAGCCAUGAAACAAAUAUGCACAAGUCCAGAUAAAGGAGUUCAGUUCACAGGGGCAGAGAGGAACCACAGAGGAAAACAGGGUAUUUUAACCUACGCUGUAGGAUAGUGUGAGGGGGAAAAGGGAGAUUGAAAAAGAAAACAAAUAUUACAUUUUUGUGUGGAGACAAUCACUUUUUGAAACAUAUAUGUGGUAUUGUAUACUUUCAGUGGGUGAAUUCUACUCUGUGCUAUCUAUUAAAGGAAAAGCUAGUGGGUGCUGUGAGGCUAGUGUGUUCUCUCUCUGACAAUCACAGUGUGGCCCCACUUGCUCUUGGUCUUGGAUAGCCUUGUUAUCGCUGAAUGCUGAGCUGAAGCUCGCAGAAGGCACACCGAAGCUCCAAAAAGAUGGCGAAAAUGGAGCUUAAAAGGCAAGUUUAAUUAGCUGCAAAAAAUGUUGGAAUCU
Molecule: messenger RNA, 2062 nt
Organism: Ochotona curzoniae (black-lipped pika)
Lineage: Eukaryota; Metazoa; Chordata; Mammalia; Lagomorpha; Ochotonidae
Gene: DIO2
Product: iodothyronine deiodinase 2
Exons: 2
Molecular function (GO): thyroxine 5'-deiodinase activity
Source: RefSeq, a predicted model, not a curated record